Molecule: messenger RNA, 234 nt
Organism: Gongylonema pulchrum
Lineage: Eukaryota; Metazoa; Nematoda; Chromadorea; Rhabditida; Gongylonematidae
Source: the annotation of a GenBank genome assembly
AUGGAGAGACAUUUGAUGUCAAAGAAGAUCACGGAGCUGAACAAUGUUCUGGAGAAAAUCAAUGGUGCGACGAAUAAAGUUAUGAUCGAGAUGGACAACCGAGUGGAUGAUCUCAACAGGGAUUGGCAAAAGCGGCUGCAGAGCCAAAAUUUCAAAUGGAAAGACCGGAUCAGCGCCCUCAGUAAUUAUGACAACAGGUUGGCAGUGAGAGUGGUGAAGCAAUCUGUUACUUAA